UCUCCUAUACCUCCAUAUCUCUCUCCUAUACCUUUCUUUCACUCGUUAUGUCACAAUACUGUUUUGUUAAGUCUCUAUACGUCUCUGUGUGUUAUGUUAUGUCUCUGUACUGUGUUAUGUUAUGUCUGUACUGUGUUAUGUUAUGUCUCUAUACUGAAUGUUAUGUCUCUAUACUAUGUCAUGUUUGUCUCGCUGUGUGGUUAUUUCUCUGUACUGUGUUAUGUUUCUAUACUGAAUGUUAUGUCUCUAUACUGUGUUAUGUUAUGUUUCGAUGUUAUGUCUCUAUAAUGUGUUAUGUUAUGUUUCUAUGUGAUGUCUUUAUACUUUGUUGUUAUGUCUCUAUGCUGUGUUGUUAUAUCUCUAUACUGUAUGUUAUGUCUCUAUACUGUGUUAUGUUAUGUCUUUUUACUGUGUUAUCUUGUUUCGCUAGACUAUGUUUUGUUGUGUUGUGUCUCUAUGCUAUGUUUUGUUACAUCUUAUACUGUGUUAUGUUAUGUUUCUGAUGUGUUAUGUUAUGUAUUUAUACUGUGUUAUAUAUCUAUAGUGUGUUGUGUUAUGUCUCUAUACUGUUAUGUUAUGUCUCUACAGUUAUGUCUCUUUGUACUGUGUUAUAGUUUCUCUCUAUACUGUGUUGUGUCUGUAUACUCUGUGAUAUGUCCCCAUCUGCUGGCUAGUUCACUGCCCUCAUUAUAUCCGUAUAAUAAACAAAAACAGACGUUUAGUCAAAAGGAAUACGUCGGGGCAUAUGAUCAGAUUAUAACGUGUACAUUUCAGUAAUCUACGGGGGGUAUUGUGUCAUAAUCGUUUACAUAUAAUAGUGUAACAACUCCCUAGGGCGUCCCACGGGGUCUCACUUCGCUGCCUUGACGCCAGUGCGGUGAAAUCCUUCCGCGGAAGUAGUUAGGCCCUGCAAUGGUUCAUUUGGGGCAGCCCAUGAGGUUCGCUGGUCUGACGUUAAACAAAUUGUGUUGUUUUGGUGAAUCGGAGUUAAAUAUGUUAACAUGUAGUAGUGUUAGGUUAACAGGUUAACAUGUUGAACAGCGUGCUCACGAGCCGUGUCGCAGAGACGCGCGGCUGGCAGCGAGCUGUUGGUAGUGACGUCACAUUACUCGCGCUCUUCAAGACUCUUCAACCCUAUCCCAUAAUAGAAGAAGAUGCCUGGCAUGAUGGACAGGGGCUCCGAGUACCUGGGGAAGGGACGCUCCAACGGCGCAAAGAGUCCGUCGAACGCGUCCAACGGACACUUCUCUGAAGAGAGCGCUAGCGACGAAGAGCACGAUGUGGGAAUGCGCGUGGGGGCAGAUUAUCAAGCCUCUGUCCCGGACUUUGACCCUGGUGUGUCCCCGGCAGGCAACACCAGGGAUGGAGAGAAAGACGGUGGAGGGAUGUUGGUUUGGGCACCAUACCACUCCAUCGUUGAAUCCAAACUAGAUGAAUACAUCUCCAUCGCCAAGGAGAAGCAUGGCUAUAAUGUUGAACAAGCCCUUGGCAUGUUGUUCUGGCACCAACACAACGUGGAGAAGUCUCUGGCGGACCUGCCCAACUUCACCCCCUUCCCUGACGACUGGACGGUGGAAGACAAGGUCCUGUUUGAGCAGGCCUUCAGCUUCCACGGCAAGAGCUUCCACCGCAUCCAGCAGAUGCUUCCAGAUAAGUCCAUCUGCAGCCUGGUGAAGUACUACUACUCCUGGAAGAAGACCCGCUCUCGAACCAGCCUGAUGGACCGGCAGGCCCGCAAGCUGGCCUCCAGGAACGCCCCGGAAGACAGUGAUGAGGAGAUGGAGGAGGCCAAUCCAGUCGAAGCCAACGACAGCGACUACGACCCCAACAAGGACGCCAAGAAAGAGAGCCCUGCUGAGGCCCAGGCUGUGACCACUAAGCCCGGGCCGGCCCGUCGGGAGUACCAGACCCUGCAGCACCGCCACCACUCCCAGCGCUCCAAGUGCCGUCCCCCCAAAGGGAUGUACCUGAGCCAGGAGGACGUGCUGGCCGUCUCCUGCAGCUUCAGCGCGGCCAACGGCCUCCUCCGUCAGCUGGACACGGAGCUGGUGUCACUCAAAAGACAGGUUCAGAACGCCAAGCAGAUGAACAGUGGUCUGAAACAUGGGGUGGAAAUGGGCAUUGAUGAUUUUCGGCUUCCAGAGAGCAACCAGAAGAUGAAUGCUCGUUGGACUACUGAUGAACAGCUUCUUGCCGUCCAGGGGGUCAGGAAGUAUGGGAAGGACUUCCAGGCCAUCGCAGACGUCAUCGGCAACAAGACCGUCGGCCAGGUGAAGAACUUCUUCGUGAACUACAGACGGCGGUUUAACCUGGAGGAGGUCCUACAAGAGUGGGAGGCGGAGCAGGGAAGCCACGCCCCCAACGGAGAGGGCAGCCCCCCUGGGGAAGCCGGGAAAAACAGCUCCAACACGUCAGGGAAGAGCACUGACGAGGAUGACGAGGAGGGUCAGCUGACCUCCUCCUCUCUGUCUCCUGCGCUGUCUCUGAUCGCCCAGAGCUCCUCUCUCCACCUGCCCCCCCCUCUCCUGAGACCCUCCCUUCCCGCCACCCCCGCUUUGCAUCGCCAGCCCCCUCCCCUGCAGCAGCAAGCUCGCUUCCUCCAGCCCCGCCCCUCCCUCAGCCAGCCCCGCCCCCCCCUCAGCCAGCCCCGCCCCCCCCUCAGCCAGCCCCGCCCCUCCCUCAACCAGCCGCCGCCCCUCAUCCGGCCCUCCAGCGCCCUGCCCCCCCGCCUCAACCCCCGACCCGUCGCACCCCCCGCCGGCCUGCAGCUCACAAACAAAUCAGAACCCUCCUCUUCCCUCCACUAACCAAUCAGAAACCUCCUGCUCUGCUAACCGACACUUCCUUCCCCUCCCCCACCUUCCCUCACCUGCAUCCCAACUAGCCUCC
Gadus macrocephalus (Pacific cod) is the source of this 2889-nucleotide messenger RNA. RefSeq names its product REST corepressor 3 (gene rcor3). Gene Ontology annotation, biological process: regulation of transcription by RNA polymerase II; negative regulation of DNA-templated transcription. The transcript has 12 exons. The record is from RefSeq and is a predicted model, not a curated record. Gene Ontology annotation, cellular component: histone deacetylase complex; transcription regulator complex. Lineage: Eukaryota; Metazoa; Chordata; Actinopteri; Gadiformes; Gadidae. The coding region runs from base 1155 to 2807 and encodes 550 amino acids. Gene Ontology annotation, molecular function: transcription corepressor activity.